This is a messenger RNA of Mastomys coucha (southern multimammate mouse), 2090 nucleotides long. RefSeq names its product pregnancy-specific glycoprotein 22-like. The record is from RefSeq and is a predicted model, not a curated record. Lineage: Eukaryota; Metazoa; Chordata; Mammalia; Rodentia; Muridae. Gene Ontology annotation, cellular component: external side of plasma membrane. Gene Ontology annotation, biological process: T cell activation. The transcript is spliced from 5 exons. Bases 190 to 1617 code for a protein of 475 amino acids.
GGCAGCACUGAGAGUGGAAGUGACUAAGCAGUGCCGUCGACACAGACCCCACCACCUACAGCCCAUAGGAUUCUGGGAAGUGUUCCUGCCUGAUAGAAAACUCAGCUCAGGAGGAAGGACAGCAGAGGCCAGGUGCCUUGCAGGAGCUGAAGGUCUCCUCAGAGAAAGGGCAGUGCAGUGAGAAGAGAUAUGGAGGUGUCUUCCGAGUUUUUCAGCAAGGGGUGCACACCCUGGCAGAGGAUCCUACUCACAGCCUCCCUCUUAACCUGCUGGCUCCUGUCCACCACUACCAGUGUCACCAUCGAAUCCUUACCUCCCAAAGUGGUUGAAGGAGAAAAUGUUCUUCUACACGUUGACAAUCUGCCAGAGAAUCUUCUAGUCUUUGCCUGGUACAGAGAAGUGACAAGUAUGAAGCUUGUAAUUGGACUGUAUUUACCAGAUUACAGAACAAGUGUAAAGGGGCCUGAGCACAGUGGUAGAGAGAUAUUGUACAGCAAUGGGUCCCUGUGGAUCCAAAAUGUCACCAGAGAGGACACAGGAUAUUACACUCUUCGAACCAAAAGCAAACAUGGAGAAAUUGUAUCAAAUACAUCUGUGUUCCUUCAGGUGUACUCUCCUCUUUUCAUCUGUGGGCGUCCUACCACCCUUGCACCACCCACUAUUGAAUUAGUGCCGCCCAGCGUGCCUGCAGGGGGAAGUGUUCUCCUCCUUGUUCACAAUCUUCCAGAGCAUCUCCAUUCCCUCUUCUGGUACAAAGGGCUGGUUGUAUUUAACAAGGUCGAGAUAGCCCGACACAGAAUAGCCAAGAAUUCAAAUGAGCCGGGCCCUGCGCACAGCGGUAGGGAGACAGUGUACAGCAACGGGUCACUGCUGCUCCAGAAUGUCACCUGGAAAGACACCGGAUUCUACACCCUACGAACUCUGAAUAAAUAUCGGAAAAAGGAAUUAGCACACAUUUACCUACAGGUGGACACAUCCCUUUCCUUGUGCUGUGACACUCUCAACUCUGACCAACUCACGAUCGAUGCAGUGCCACAGCAUGCUGUUGAAGGGGGAAGUGUUCUUCUCCAGGUCCAUAAUCUCCCAGAAGAUCUGCAGACCUUUUCCUGGUUCAAAGGUGUGCAAUGCACCCAUGUUUUUAAAAUUGCAGAAUAUAGCAUAGCAACAAAGGCCAUCAUCACUGGCCGUGCAUCCAGCAGACGAGAGACUGCAUACACUAAUGGAUCCCUUCUGCUCCAGGAUGUCACUGAGAAAGACUCCGGCUUGUACACACUGGUAACAACAGACAGCAAUUUGAAAGUUGAAAGGGCACACGUGCAAGUCAGCGUGAACAAGCUUGCCACACAGCCUGUCCUGAGAGUCACAGACAGCACAGUCAGAGUACAGAGCUCAGUGGUCUUCACUUGCUUCUCAGACGACAUUGGGAUCUCCAUCCGUUGGCUCUUCAAUAAUAAGAGUCUGAAGCUCACAGAGAGGAUGACCCUGUCCCCAUCUAAGUGCCAACUCAGGAUACAUACUGUCAGGAAGAGGGAUGCUGGAGAGUAUCAAUGUGAGGCCUCCAACUCAGUCAGCUCGAAGAUCAGUCUCCCAGUCAGCCUGUCUGUGGUGAAUGAGUGACCCCUACUCUCAUGCUAAAGCAGGGCGGGGCAUUUCUGUACUGAGAUGCCCACACCUACCCACACCUGCCAGUUACAAUUUUCAUUCAUUCUCAUGUCCAACUGGCCAUCUCUUCUAUCCCUCACCACACCUGAUCCUGAACCCCUCCAUUUUCUUCCACAUUCCCAAUUCUACCCAGUCUGUCCCUCCAUCUGCCUCCUACAACUUUUUUCCCCUUCUAUAUGAGAUUCAAGCAUCUUCAUUUGGGACUUCCAACUUGUUUAGCUUCUUUGGGUCUGUGUAGUGUAGUGUGUGUAUCUUGUAUUUUGUGCCUAAUAUUCACUUAAUAAGUGAGUGUAUACCAAGCAUGCCAUUUUGGGACUAAGUUACUUCACUCAGGAUGAUAUUCUCAAGUUCCACCCAUUUGCCUUCAAAUUAAUGAUGUCUUUGUUUUUAAUAGUUGCAUAGUAUUCCAUGGUGCAUAUGACACCACA